Rangifer tarandus platyrhynchus (Svalbard reindeer) is the source of this 987-nucleotide messenger RNA. The record is from the annotation of a GenBank genome assembly. NCBI's taxonomy places the organism in Eukaryota, Metazoa, Chordata, Mammalia, Artiodactyla, Cervidae.
AUGAUGUGGCCACCCGCACUUCUGCUGCUGCUGUUGCUACUCAGGCGUGGAACCCAGGCGAAGCCAUCUCCUGACGCUGGCCCUCAUGGCCAGGGGAGGGUGCACCACGCGGCCCCCCUGAGCGAAGCCCCUCAUGAUGACGCUCACGGGAACUUCCAAUAUGAUCAUGAGGCUUUUCUGGGACGAGAAGUGGCCAAGGAAUUCGACCAACUCACCCCAGAGGAAAGCCAAGCUCGUCUGGGGCGCAUCGUGGACCGCAUGGACCGCGCCGGGGACGGGGAUGGCUGGGUGUCUCUGGCCGAGCUCCGCUCGUGGAUCGCACACACGCAGCAGCGGCACAUACGGGACUCAGUGAGCGCAGCCUGGAACACGUACGACACAGACCGCGAUGGGCGUGUGGGUUGGGAGGAGCUGCGCAACGCCACCUACGGCCACUAUGAGCCGGGUGAAGAAUUUCACGACGUGGAGGAUGCGGAGACCUACAAGAAGAUGCUGGCUCGGGACGAGCGGCGUUUCCGGGUGGCUGACCAGGAUGGGGACUCAAUGGCCACUCGGGAGGAGCUGACGGCCUUCUUGCACCCUGAGGAGUUCCCUCACAUGCGGGACAUUGUGAUUGCUGAAACCCUGGAGGAUCUGGACAGGAACAAAGAUGGCUACGUGCAAGUGGAGGAGUACAUCGCUGACCUGUACACGGCGGAGCCCGGGGAGGAGGAGCCGGCCUGGGUGCAGACUGAGCGGGAGCAGUUCCGGGACUUCCGGGAUCUGAACAAGGACGGGAAGCUGGACGGGAGUGAGGUGGGCCAUUGGGUGCUGCCCCCCGCCCAGGACCAGCCCCUGGUGGAGGCCAACCACUUACUGCACGAGAGCGACACGGACAAGGACGGGCGUCUGAGCAAGGCUGAGAUCCUGGGCAACUGGAACAUGUUCGUGGGCAGCCAGGCCACCAACUACGGCGAGGACCUAACACGGCACCACGACGAGCUCUGA